Molecule: messenger RNA, 945 nt
Organism: Heterocephalus glaber (naked mole-rat)
Lineage: Eukaryota; Metazoa; Chordata; Mammalia; Rodentia; Bathyergidae
Product: olfactory receptor 51V1
Biological process (GO): G protein-coupled receptor signaling pathway
Cellular component (GO): plasma membrane
Molecular function (GO): G protein-coupled receptor activity; olfactory receptor activity
Source: RefSeq, a predicted model, not a curated record
AUGUUUACUAUCUCUAUAUCUAAUCUCAAUAGUUCUGGAUUUGUUCUCACUGGCUUUACUGGCCUAGCAGUUGACUACCUCUGGGUCUCUAUCCCCUUCUUCCUCAUCUAUACCGUGGUGUUCCUCGGAAACUGCAUGGUUCUCCAUGUGAUCCGGACUGAGCCAAGCCUCCAUGAGCCCAUGUUCUACUUCCUGGCUGUGCUGGCCUUCACUGAUCUGUCCAUGGGGCUGUCCACAGUCCACACAGUGCUGGGGGUCCUGUGGAAGUUCAUUGAAGAGAUCAAUCUGGAUUCCUGCAUUGCCCAGUCCUACUUCAUCCAUGGUCUGUCCUUAAUGGAAUCCUCAGUUCUCCUGGCUAUGGCCUUUGACCGCUACAUCGCCAUCUGCAACCCUCUACGCUAUUCCUCCAUCCUAACCAAUGACAACAUUAGGGCAACUGGGGUAAUAAUUUUAUGUAGGAGUUUUUUACUCAUACCUCCAGCUAUCAUCCGCCUGAAGUUUUUAAACUACUGCCGUCCUCAUAUCCUCUCUCACUCCUUUUGUCUCCAUCAAGACUUACUCCGAAUGGCCUGCUCAGACAUCCGCUUCAAUAGCAUCUAUGCUCUGGCUCUGGUGAUCAGCACCCUGCUGUUGGAUGCAGUGCUCAUCCUAAUCUCCUACAUCCUGAUCUUGCACACAGUUUUAGCCAUUGCAUCCAGGGAGGAGAGAAUCAAGUCCUUGCAAACUUGUGUGUCUCACAUCUGUGCUGUUUUGGUGUUCUACAUCCCCAUCAUUGGUCUGACCAUGGUGCAUCGCUUUGGAAAACACCUCUCCCCACUGGUUCACAUUCUCAUGGGCAACAUCUAUAUCCUUUUUCCACCCUUGAUGAACCCCAUCAUUUAUAGUAUCAAGACCCAACAAAUCCGAAGGAGAGUCCAGAGAUUGUUCUUUCUGAAGGAAUCUUAG